Penicillium paradoxum is the source of this 1104-nucleotide messenger RNA. RefSeq lists its product as uncharacterized. Bases 1 to 1104 code for a protein of 367 amino acids. Gene Ontology annotation, molecular function: calcium:proton antiporter activity. Gene Ontology annotation, biological process: intracellular calcium ion homeostasis; calcium ion transmembrane transport. NCBI's taxonomy places the organism in Eukaryota, Fungi, Ascomycota, Eurotiomycetes, Eurotiales, Aspergillaceae. Gene Ontology annotation, cellular component: fungal-type vacuole membrane. The record is from RefSeq and is a predicted model, not a curated record. The transcript is spliced from 4 exons.
AUGCCUGCGCAAGGAGGACUGAAUACAAUGAAUACCAGACAUGGAUGGAUGGUGAUGGUGCUUCUGCCUCUGGCCGGUGUUGCCAAGAUAUUCAAUUGGCAUUCGACGAUAGUUCUCGUGGUGAACAUCAGCGCCAUUAUAUCCUUAUCUGAGAUGAUCUCGAUCUCGUCCGAAGAACUCGCCGCACAUCUCGGAGAGCUACAAGGCGCCUUGCUCAGUGCCACCUUCGGAAACACCGUAGAGCUUACGGCGGGAGUUCUGGCUCUAGUCCAUGGCGAGAUAUCAUUUGCGCAGUCUGUCAUGGUCGGCAGUAUCCUAUCGGAUAUUCUGCUUGUAUUCGGCUGCUGCCUCGUCACCGCUUCGUACAAUAGGGAUAUUCUGGAAUUCAAUACUGCGCUGGCAAAAACGUUGUCCUCCUUGAUGAUGAUUACAUCCGUGACCAUGCUUCUACCAACCGCUCUGUACUCAACUUUCCCAGUCUCCGAGAUCGACGACAAAGUGCUGGUAUUCUCGCGAGGGACUUCACUAGUCCUUCUCCUCCUCUAUGGAGGCUACCUCUACUUCUACCUCGGGACACACAAGCAUCUCUUCAUUUCAACCGACGUCGAAUCUAGUAGCGAGGAAGACGACGAACAAUCAUCAUCGCCGACCAGAAUCGCUUCAUCAAUCAUCCGAUUAGUCCUAGCCGUUGCCGCCACAGUGUUCUGCACAGAACUCUUGGUUGAGAGUAUCGGAGAUAUGACGCAUGCCCUUGGAGUUUCCGAUGUCUUCAUUGCUAUUAUCUUUAUUCCGAUCGCUAGCAACAGCACUGAGGGGGUGCACGUCAUUGCCGCAUCGCGCACCGGUGACACCGACUCUGCAAUUCGAGUUAUCAUCGAUAGUCUGUUGCAAAUUGGACUGUUUGUCAUACCGUUCUUGGUGAUUAUCGGCUGGUGUAUUGCACAACCGAUGACAUUGUUCUUCGACUCUUUCCAAACCGUGACUAUGUUCUUGGCAAUCCUGGUUGUGAAUCAUCUGCUACGUGAUGGGCAAUACGCUUACAUCCAUGGUGCGAUGCUGCUUUCUCUGUACUUGAGUCUAAUUGCGGCGUUUUAUACGCGGUAG